Messenger RNA from Drosophila serrata, 794 nucleotides. RefSeq lists its product as uncharacterized. The record is from RefSeq and is a predicted model, not a curated record. NCBI's taxonomy places the organism in Eukaryota, Metazoa, Arthropoda, Insecta, Diptera, Drosophilidae.
GGUUUAACUGUCUACCACACAUUCUUUCUCAUCACAAUUUCUCAAAGCCAGUCAACAGAAACACAUCUUCUAAAUUUUCACAAUCAUUCGACAAGCUUGUAUAAUAUUUUUCGAGUAUAAAACCUGGCUUGAUUUAAUCAUGUCUCAGACUAGUAUUAAUAAAACAGAAUCCAACCAAAUUGAAGAUUCAGACAGCGAGAACAGUUUCCAUCACUCGGAAAUAAACUCCCACACCGUCGAUGAGGGCAAUAACUCCAAUGAAUCGCCUUGGUCCACCAGGGGCUAUAUGUUAGGAGAAAGUAGUAUCUCUCCCUGUUCAUCGGGUUAUCAGCGACCGAUCGUAGAAGUUCUUCCGCGGCGUCUGCCAAACGGUGGGAUGUUCUCCCAACUAAUCCAGCAAAUGCGGGAUGCUGAAGACGUCCAAGUAUUUCUAGAGCCGGAAGAGCUCCUGUCGGAUCCUGAAGAUGAUGACGGCGGACCAGAGGAGGCUUUAAUCAUUGGCCGGAAUCAUCCGGAUUCUAGCGAGGCAGCCUUAGCCGGAUAUAGGUACCGAAUCAUAUAAUAGAUAUCAGACAAAUAAUAUUUUAUCAGCAAACAAAAGCACUUUUCAUGGCGACGUUAAGUGACACCCAAGUUGCAGCAAACCAGAGGCACCAGAGUCGUCCUCAGGACCAGGGGGGUCCUGAUGCUGUCCGCUUUCUGUUAAUAUUGCUGGUAAAUCAAGGCUCAUGCAGUGAGAAAAAUAUUUCAGAAGACUUUUAAAUAAAAACGUAUCUUGAAGAAUUUAAUUUAAA